AUGGAGCGCAGCAGUUUUCGAACAUCGCAACGUUUUCAACGCGAUCCUUCAACGCCUUCUAAUGAGCCCGAUUCAAUAUUCACCUUGGCCACCACCUCAGCUGCUCGUUACGUAUCUAACAGUAGCGCUGACAAUACGACGAGAUUAGAUGAAGCCUUGAGUGCGAUGAUUCGCCACGUGGCAGAUGUCGAUCGAGUGACUCGGUUAUCACUGAAGAAUGCACAGUUGAAGGAGUUCUUAUCGUAUACGCCAGUGAUUUUAAAUGCCUCCACCACUAACAUUAUGACGCGCUCCAAAUUCUACCGUCUGCUCUUUUCGAUUGCACAUCAUAACAUUCCGAUUCGAAGGUUCAUGGCUGGAGAGCUUCGGCUACUUGGCGCAGUGUUUUCAUGUUUGAAAGCGUCACUUCGAGAGCAAUUGGGACCCCAGAAUAUGAUUGAUAUUCUCAGAUUAUUACAAGUUUUGAGCUAUGAAAAGAAUGUGCCACUGGAGCAUUGGGCCAAUGAACUCAUAUCGUUUUUGAUGCAAGAAGUAAUACGAGAGCCUGAACCUGAAUGGAUGCCCUACUGUAUCGCUAUUCUUUGCAACCUUGCAUCAGCAUCAAAAUCUGCUUGCAAACGAAUAAAAAUAUCCUCGUCAUACAAGAAGUUUAGUCGACAAUUGAUGAAACUACUACAGCACAAUGCUAGAAUAAUUGUGGUCUCUAGUUUGGUAUUGAUAGGUUAUCUAGACGAAAAAGUUCGAGAUAUGGUGUACUGUACUGAAAAUGUGCAUGAUACGUUUAUGUGCACUUUUAAUGUUUUGACAAUAGGAGACGAUGAGUGUAUGAUGACGAGGCAGAUUGCGGCAGAUUUGUUGAGACGCCUCGUCGUCUCGGAAAGCUCUAUUAUACCAGGGAUUCCAACACUGGCAUCCACUGGGAAGAACGUACUGAAUUAUGGAUUUUUCAUAGGGAGUAUACAACAGACUGCUCGUUUAUUAGUAACUCUAGAUCCACGGACAGAAGAGAGUUCAAAGAUCUAUGACCUUCUUCUGGCCUUCUGCUCUUUACAACAACUGAGAAGUCCAGUUUGCCAAGCGAUUAUUCGAUGUCAACCAACCGAAACCCAACUGACGACUCCUAUUGUAGCUAUCACUGAAACUUGCGGUCUGAAAUACGGAGAAUCCACUGAAAAUGUCACUCUGAAAGCCAUAAAACUCCUCUCACACCUGCUAAAAGAGUGCAUAGAGCCACAAGAACAAAUGCCUGAGAUUGGAGUGCCACGUGGACAACUCAUCGAGCUAGUAGCCACUUGUUUAGAUGAGGCUUAUGACCCACAAGUGUCUGAGAAGAUUCAGAAGCUCCAGUUUGGUCUCCGUCUCGCAGAGGUUAUAUCUCAUGAUGAGCAAUGUCGACAGCUUCUGCUGAAUGUUUGCUCCGCCCAUCUUUGUCAGGAAAUAGCCACGUGGCAAUUCGCGAAGAAUCCAGUGGUGGGAUUUUUGACAAAGCCACCGAAAGAGAGGCUGGAGCCAUUGGAUCCUGAGUGGACUAUAUACGGAAUCGGGAUUAUUCUGGAGUUGUGUAGGCUGUUGGCAGUGUUGAAGGAUCACUCCAAAGUUCAUAAAGAUCAAUAUUGGAAGCUGCUGAAGGAUGAAAGGAUCAUACCAUUUCUAGCAUAUGGAAUAUCCUAUGGGGACCAGGAAACUGUUCAACAAGCUUUCCUAACCUAUUCUCAUUGUGCACAAGUUCCCGCAUUUCCUAGUCAUUUACUUUCCGAAAUGGUUGCCUCCUGCAAAUCCACGUCAUCCCCCUCCACGUCUUCUUCGAACAUUGCUUCUCAGAAAGAGUCUCCAGAAUUGAAAAGAGAAUCAGACGAUCGUGUUGGGUCUGGAGAGGUCUUCUUCACCGAUGAAAGAUCGUCACAAAGAGCUUUGGAUGAUCUCUUAAGGAAAGUGACGUUGGAAGGAAUGCCAUUGAAAGAUGCAAAGACGACAGAAGUGUUUGCGGCGUAUGAAAGAAAGAUUCAGAUGUUGCAGUUGAGGGAAAAAGAGUUAGAGCAGCAGCUGAAGAAUAGUAGACCGAUUGGGGUGCAAUCGACACAAGAUUUUGAGGUUAGCAAUGAGUUUUUAAAUUCUUUAGAGAUCCAAUUUUUUCAGAACAACUCGAAAAUCCGAGAGCUCACUCUGGAAUGCGAGUCGCUUCGCGAACGAAACACCCAACUUACCGAUCACAUGGCACGUGGAAAUCUGGAAAUGGAACAGCUGAAAAUCGAACUGAAAGAUGUGAAACAAAAGGGGGAAACGAUUGAGCAGAGUCUGGGAAUGUGCAUAACAGAGAAGAGUGGGCUAAAGGCACAAUUGAAUGAAAUUCUUGCAAACUCGGAACGGGCUGCUCAAACAGCACAGAUGGAAAUUUCCGAGUUGAACGCCGAGUUGGCACAAAAUGUGGCAAGAAUAGAGAUGUGCCUUCAGGAGAAUAAGGACUUGAAAAGGGAGUUCGAGGAGAAAAUCGUAGAGUGCGAAGUGUUGAAAGAGCAUAUACUUCAAAUUGAUGUCGAGUUGAAAACAAAGCAAACGGAAGUGGAACGGGCUCAUUUGCAGACUUCCGCCGCCGAACAAAAGACACUAGCCAAAGAAAAGGAGUUGGUUGAGGCAGAGAGCCAUCUAAAACUCUACGAAUCGCGACUGUCUGAUAGGGAACGAGAUCUGAAAUCGAGUCAAAUGGAAGUGGAUCGUUUAAGGAUAGAUCUAGAGACGGCGAGACUGAAUCUCCAGAAACUGGAGCAACUGAGAGAAGCGAUGCUGUCGUUGGCUUCAUCGAAAUAG
Messenger RNA from Caenorhabditis briggsae, 2805 nucleotides. The transcript has 12 exons. NCBI's taxonomy places the organism in Eukaryota, Metazoa, Nematoda, Chromadorea, Rhabditida, Rhabditidae. Bases 1 to 2805 code for a protein of 934 amino acids. The record is from RefSeq and is a predicted model, not a curated record.